Messenger RNA from Cryptococcus deneoformans JEC21, 4785 nucleotides. RefSeq names its product MAP kinase kinase kinase, putative. Gene Ontology annotation, biological process: protein phosphorylation. The transcript is spliced from 15 exons. NCBI's taxonomy places the organism in Eukaryota, Fungi, Basidiomycota, Tremellomycetes, Tremellales, Cryptococcaceae. The record is from RefSeq and is a predicted model, not a curated record. Gene Ontology annotation, molecular function: ATP binding; protein serine/threonine kinase activity. Gene Ontology annotation, cellular component: cytoplasm. The coding region runs from base 216 to 4604 and encodes 1462 amino acids.
UUGGAUUUCCAUCUUUACUUUCAUUUUCCAUCUCUACAAACUACCAUACUCCUCAUCUCCGCCUGGAUGGGUGAUCAGCUUAAUCUUGCUAGAGAGAACUCGACUUGAUAUACUCCACAUCUCCUCACGCUGCGCUGCGGGCGCACGGACAAUCGAAAGUAGCAAGAAACAACCUUGGCGACGAAUGAGGUAACGGCACACGGAAACCAUGCACCAUGGCAGCGUCAACCCUUUCCAACUACCAGCUAGGGGACCUCCUGGGCAGGGGUGCCUCUGGAAACGUCUACCGCGCACUCAACUUUCUCACUGGCGAAACGGUCGCUAUCAAGUCCAUCUCCCUCCUCUCCCUUCCUCCGUCCUCCCUCCCCGAUAUCAUGUCCGAGAUCGACUUGCUUAAAAAUCUCAACCAUGCGAAUAUUGUCAAAUACAAGGGAUUUGCUAGGGAUAAGGAGAAUCUAUGGAUCAUCUUGGAGUAUUGCGAGAAUGGGUCGUUACAGACCAUCUUGAAAAAGUUUGGCAAGUUCCCGGAAAGCUUGGUCGCUGUGUACAUCAGUCAAGUGCUGGAGGGCCUGAUCUACCUGCACGAGCAGGGCGUGAUCCACCGUGACAUCAAGGGCGCAAACAUUCUCACCAACAAGGACGGGUCCGUCAAACUUGCCGAUUUCGGAGUCUCCUCUCGUGCCCCUACCGCCGUUCUCGACCAAUCUGGUAAAUCCAACGAUGGCGAAGCCGAAGUAGUUGGGUCUCCUUACUGGAUGGCACCGGAAGUGAUUGAACAAAGCGGUGCGAGCACAGCGAGCGACAUAUGGAGUGUAGGCUGUGUGGUGGUCGAGCUGCUGGAGGGGAAACCACCUUACGGUGAUUUGGCGCCGAUGCAGGCUUUAUGGAGGAUUGUGCAAGAUGAGAGUAUGCGCAUUCCGGAAGGUGCCAGUCCUAUUGUCAAAGAUUUCUUAUACCAUUGCUUUCAAAAAGAUCCCAACCUUCGAAUUUCUGCCAAGAAACUACUCCGCCAUCCAUGGAUGUUAUCCGUCAAAAAAUCCGCGUCAAACCGCCCCCCAAUCACGCCGUCUUUAGUCGAUACCACCUUUGACCAUAGUAUUGAUCCAAAAGCUAACUCCGACGGCAUAACUCCUCAAGCCCAACGAGAUGGAAACAAGUCCAGACCUGAAAGAGAGGGUGAAAACGAAAAGCAAUCACGACAAGGGACAGUAAAACCGCGCAAGAAGAUAAUGACAGUGUAUGAUGAAGCUGUACAGAGGGUACAGGAAUGGAACGAAGCUCUCAAAGCGUCACCUAAAAACCUCUCCAAGCCAUCACCAUCUCCUUCCCCAUCCACUUCGUCUGCCUCUGCCUCAACCUCUGCAUCAAAAGCCCUCCUUCUUCCUGUCCCAUCUACAAAUCCACUCAUAUCAAAGGCCCGCCAACGAGGCGAGUCCAACCCUCCGCUCUCCCUCUUCUCCCUUCUUCCCACCUCCAACUCCAAACCUCUAUCCUCAUCCUUAUCCCAAGAACAGCCUCUGUCGCUACCGCUCCAACUGCGAAAUCAGGUAGGGCAGGGGGGAGGACUGUUGAGUAAAAACUAUAUGGUGAGUGACGUACUUGAACGAGCGAAGGAGGAAGGAGAGGAGAGAUGGGAUGAUGAUUUUGCGGAAGGGAUUUCGUUCUCAAAAUUAGGACGGACAGAGAUAUACAAGCACCCCCAAGCGCAUCAUCACACCCACUUAACAUCAUCUGCUUCAAGCGCGUCAACUGCGAGGGAAGAGGCAGAGGAGGCGAAUCAAAAGACUCUCCGACAAAAUCGUGCUUUGGCUCUACCCACCCCCUCUUCAAAGCCGGGACGAAAAUCAAACUUGUCGCGCCCUGUGGGCGAAGUAGAGGAUUACUCGGAUAUGGAACAAGCUUUCGGAGAGAAUGAAGGGUCGUUGGAGAAAAAAAUGAGGAUUCUCAAAUUGAAGGCCAUAGGACGAAAAGGUCUUAUGCACCCUGACGAUAUCCAUAAAUACCCACUUUCGCCUGUCAAACGUAAACCCUCUUCUCGAGUUGAUGUCCGAGGAAAUUCAAGUACGUCCACAACUGCGACCACAUGCGCAUCCGCAUCCGCGUCCAACCCCGGUGCCCCUCCGAUCACUGUCCCUCUAUCAUCAUCUAUCCCCAUCCCAAAUUCCUCCUUUCCUAGGCGGCGUGCACCUUCGAAUCCUAUUCCUUCCUCUUUUUCUACACUCACCAUCCCCUCAUUGUCUGAAACGGGCACAGGAAUGAGCACAGAAACGAAAAAUAGGAAUAGGGACAACAGCUUUCUGUCUCAAGAUGCACCAACUCGAUCCUCUCCAUCCUCCCGCUCGAGCUCGUUGAGAAAUAAAGCCAAAGUAGGCGAAGAGGUGGAAGAACAGAUCAAGAAAUAUACAGAGAAUGAAGAAGAGAAUUAUGAGGAUAUUUUCGGUGGUGCGAAUAAGACUUUUUCGUCGUCGCAGGAAGUGCCUUUGAAGCUCGUUCUUCUUCCUUCUCAUCCACUCUCAUCAUCUUCUGCCUUGCGUAAUGGUGGUGGUGGAGGGCGAGGGUCAAGUGAAGGAGGUAUAUCAUUCACCGACCCCCACUCCCACAUCAAUUUUGACUACCCAGAAUCGGACGAAGAAGACAUGCUCGACCCUUUCGCCGAGAUUGAAGACGAGUUUGACACAGCCGAAGAUUUGGAGAAGAAAUUGAUGAGGGAUAAAAAAGUGAUGAUGCAGGGAAAAGUGAGCAAAUUGGUGGAUGAGUUGAUGAUUGGCGGAGUGGGGGGAGGAGGGUUAAGAGGCGUUUGUGAUGAUUUGUUUGGGAUUCUGGAGAAUAGCUCGCCUGAAAUGGGAUUGGAAGCUCAUUUUGUUGCUCAACAUGGUCUUAUCGCUGUGCUGGAAGUGCUCGAAUCGCGAUUGAGUAGGGAUGUAGUCGUAAGGCUACUGAAACUUGUUAAUCUGAUUGUGACUAGCAAUGUUGAACUGCUCGAGUCAUUUUGUCUCAUUGGCGGUAUCCCCGUCAUCAUCCCAUACACGUCAAAGAAACAUUCUUUAGAAACGCGGUUGGAAGCAUCGAGAUUUAUCCGUCAGCUAACAAGGUCAGCAUUAACUUUACAAAUGUUCAUCUCGUGCCGUGGGCUCCGAAUCCUUGUGGAACUGCUUGAUGAAGACUACGCCCUUAACAAAACACUCAUUCUAUCCUCUCUUGAGGGUAUUAAUUCUGUCUUCGAAUUACAGAGCCCCACACCAAGGAACGAUUUCGUGAGAAUGUUUGUCAGAGAGGGGGUGAUUGAUCCGCUCUCUACUGCGUUGCUGGCUAUUUUGAAAGAUAAAUACGAGGAUAGAAGUGCGAAUGACGACGGAAAUGGUAACGGCAAUGGAGAGAUGGAGGAUGGCCAAGGACAGGAACGGGGGCAAUUCAUGAUGGAGCAGGCCAGUAGAUCGGUUGGGGUAUUACUGUUCUUCUGUCAAGUGGCGCAGGCAGAUGCAAGAGUGAGAGAGGCGUUCGCCACGAGAACUAUCAUGAUUCGUUUACUGAAAGCGUGCGAUCUCUUGCCCCGAAAGUUACUCGUUACGGCGAUCAAAGCUAUUAAACACCUCUCCACAUCCCCACAACUGAUUGAAGUCCUCCAGAAUUCCAAUGCAAUGGAGAUACUUGUGGAUCUUUUGGGGAAGAACAUCAAGGGAAGUCACAGUAAUGAAAUUUGCUCACACAUCUUCCAAACUAUCUACUCUAUGACACGUCUCUCCAAAUCCCGACAAGAAGAAGCUGCAUCUAGCGGUAUCAUUCCCCUUCUCAAGCGGGUGAUUCAAAAUAAAUCUCCUUUGAAGCAAUUUGCCUUGCCGAUUUUAUGCGAUAUGGCCAAUGCGGGCAAGGGGAGUAGGAGGUUGUUAUGGCACUAUGAUGGACUGGGUCUUUAUCUGGAUUUAUUGGAAGAUCCCUACUGGAGAGUUAGUGCGCUGGAUGCAAUCUUGGCUUGGAUGCAAGACGAGACAGCACGGGUAGAAGAUGUCUUAUUGGAGAAGUCUGCUUCAGAUUCCCUUGUGAGGUGCUUUGUCCAAGCAUCUGGGGUGUCAUUUGAGGGUAUUCUCGAUCCAUUAUUCAAGGUUCUCCGUCUUUCCACAUCCCUCACCUCUUCCCUCUCUCACCCUCCCUUCUUCUCCCGCCUCUCGGAAUCCCUUGAACGAUCGAGUAAAGCAGUCAUCAAACUCAACCUCCUCCGACUCACCAAAGUCGUCUGCGAAUGUCAUCCUGACAAAGCCACCCUCGUUGAGAGAUUUGGUCUUGCACAGAUUGUCGAGCGGCUGAGCAAACAGGAUGGAGCGGUGCUUGUGAGGGAGCUGGCGAAAGAAAUUUUGCCAGGGUUGUUGUUCGGUGGUGAUGCACCGGAUCCAGCUGCAUCUUUUCGGUAUACGAGUUCAGGUACUGUAGGAGAGGAGAGGGGUGGAAGGACGAUGAAGAGUCAAGGAAGGAUGGAAGGGAGAAGGUCGUCCCAGCUUCGCCGGACUCUCUCAGAGAACGUUGCUACGGACCUCUUGCAUCCUGCUCCUCCUGUUGCACCAUUUCCCAGCACUGUCUCAAGGUGUAAGUAUACAAAGGAAAGGGGGUAGGACGAGACGGAGGAAGACGAGACGGAGGAAGACGGAGAAGUAGUUUUGCGGUGCAGAGGAGAAAACAGUAGUAGAACGACCCAUCGAUGUUUGUCUGUGUACAGUAUUAUGUUUAAUAUCCACCCUGCAUCGAUAUACCACUUUGUCUGAUAUGUAUUACCAUUUUCUUUGCAAAAUACAU